Molecule: messenger RNA, 1053 nt
Organism: Radiomyces spectabilis
Lineage: Eukaryota; Fungi; Mucoromycota; Mucoromycetes; Mucorales; Radiomycetaceae
Product: coiled-coil domain-containing protein-domain-containing protein
Exons: 5
Coding region: 1-1053 (350 amino acids)
Source: RefSeq, a predicted model, not a curated record
AUGGAUCAGGCUGGCAAAGACAAGGUGCUUUCAUAUAUAUCAAGAAAUCUUGACGUUAUUCCUUUCAAGACACUGAAACGAGAUGAACCGGAGCUCAGCAGUGAAGCCAAAGUCCAGAAAAUGGCACAAAUACUGGAUACCGAUCCCGGCCUCUUUCUAACGAAAUGGGGACGCUAUCUGUCACAAAACACAUUGGCUUCAUUUCAGCCUCUAAAAGACGAUUACGAGGUGGGCUUUCAUUUACAACGAUUGUUGCAUGCCGAUGGCGACAGUCCUGAUGCUUCGACUUCAUCCAUGGAAGUCACUGGUUCAUUGGGCCAUCGACAACCGAGGAAACCAAAGUCAGCGUUACAUACUGUGGUGCAUAACCGACGCUUCGAAUACUUGAAACGGCAUUUGCGUAACAGUUCUUAUUUUUCGGAUGAAACAAUGCAAUUGCGAGAUCCAGUGCUGUACGAACACUAUAUUGGACAAUAUAUUCCUGAUCAGGAAAAAGAAGCUCCAUUUGCAAACGACAUUACCCUUGUACAAAGAAUUCUGAGCAAUAUCGAUCGAGAUUAUGCCGAUAAGCAGGUACAAUAUCAGCGAGGUCUGGAAGAAGAGCAGUUUGAAGAGGAAGAAGAAGAAGACGACGACGACGAAGAAGACGAAGAAGACGAAAACGAAAAAUAUCAAGAGCACGGGAAUAAAGGGUUGCGGGGAGCCAAUGAUGGAGACGACGAUGUCAUGAUGAAGGAGGCUGAUUUAUUGGACAUUCUACCCAGUCAACAAAAUCAGCCAAUCAUGCCAACCGAAGAAGAACUUCAAUUUCGUGAUGAGCAACGAUUAGAAUUUAUUCGAUUAAUGGAAGAACGAUUUUUGGCUGGCAAAGAUACCAACUUUGAUUACGCGUCGGUGGAUUAUAACGAGAUAUACGAUGAUUUGGAGCAAGAGACACAAGAUGCUCAAGAUCGGUAUUUUCAAGAGGACGAAGAAGAAGGCGAAGGGGGAUCCGUUCGGGUCUUACAUGAUGAGACACGACCAUCUGUGUAUACUGGAGAACUCGAUUAUUAG